AUGCCCAGGGCCAGUGUUACUCGUGUCAUCAUUCAGAUUCAAUCGAUCUACCCAAGUCGACAUAGCCACUGUAAAGAUAAAAAUUAUACGUAUAUGUUAAGAUGCAUAGCCACGUUACAACAAAUUCUAUUACUUGCUAUUAAUGUUUUUAGUUUAUUUAAUGUGCACCAUUCAAUUGUUAAGUCGACGUAGCCAAUGUAGCCAUUGACCACAUGCACGUAGCCAUGUAGGACACAUACUAUCUCAACACCCCAACAUUAAUUAAGCUUUAGCUUUCUAUUGUCCAAAUGCUUAACUAAUCGGUUUGCCAAAACAAUGUCCUUGUAGGUCACACACACUACUCAUGAAAUACAAGUUGUUAUUAUUAAAAACUUUCUAACUUAGCCAAUAUAUAUAGACCCACAUUUCCCUCUAGCUCACAAACCAAACUCAAACCUUCUCUCAUCGAACAAGAUCAAGUUAACUUUACCUAAGCCAUUAAUUCAGAGCUUUUUUCUUUGUUUCUAGCUAAUACUAGAUAUGGCAUUCUUAAGGAGUCUUUUUGAUACUAAGCAAAUAAUUCGUCAGUCUCUUACUACUGAAUCAUCAACACCGAAAGGUUUCUUAGCUGUCUACGUUGGAGAAAAUUUGAAGAAGAAGAGAUUUUUUGUUCCGGUUUACUACCUGAGCAAACCAUCUUUCCAAGCUUUGCUGAGGAAAGCAGAAGAAGAGUUUGGCUUUGAUCAUCCAACCGGUGGUUUAAGCUUACCAUGCGAUGAAGCUUUCUUCUUCACUCUUACUUCUCAGAUUCGUUAGGCCUACACAAUAAUCAAGCUGUUUAGGAGGAAUACACAUUGUAAAUAAACUACAUUUUAAUAUUUUGAAGUUGUGGAUAUAUGUACCUAUACUGAAAUAAGAAGAAGAAUUCAGCAUAGUUAAAAAUAAAGGUCAAUGAGAGUAUUGUGCUUUCGAUGUCCAUACUCUAUUAACUCCAUGUUUUAGAUGCAGUGAAAUUAUACACACGCGUUUUGUAUAAGCCAUAUUAUGCAAUAUUAAUUAGAUACUGGGUUCUCUCUUAUUUUCAUGAAGGUGAGAACGUUAAAGACAAUAUAAGCUUCUGAGAAAUUCCAAGUUUAAUUCGAAAACUGUAACUUUUAACGUAUAAUUAUUUUACCCUUUUUAACAACCUAUCAUUUUUUGUCCCGAAAAAACUUAUUUUAAUCAUAAAAGAUAAUCUAUAUGCGGCACUCUCAUAAUUCUUUGGUUCGAACCGACUCGACCUAUUUGUACAUUCAGAGCAGCUUCAACGGUGUGAGACCAUGAGAGUUUCUAAAAAAAGUAUUAAAUAUUAUAAUUAUUUGGUUAUGUUUUUUUCUUUAAAUCAGUAAAAACAAUAUUUUCCCUCAUGUGUUGACAUCUGUCUAUUAAAUAUCUAGACAUGUUCGUAGACAUGUUCGUAGAGCACGUUCAAAAACCCUUAAGUGGUUCUUAGUCAUUAUUUUAGUAAUAAAAUUAAGUUAAGAAUUUAUGCUAAGAAAAACCUAAUUUUAUUUUUUCAAUAGUAGUAUUUUAAGUUAAGGGUUUUUUUUUUUUUAAAAGAGAGAAUUAGGAAAAAGAAACACUUUCAACUAGUAGUGGACAUUC
Brassica napus (rape) is the source of this 1623-nucleotide messenger RNA. Its product is annotated as auxin-responsive protein SAUR15. Bases 520 to 795 code for a protein of 91 amino acids. Lineage: Eukaryota; Viridiplantae; Streptophyta; Magnoliopsida; Brassicales; Brassicaceae. Gene Ontology annotation, biological process: response to auxin. The transcript has a single exon. The record is from RefSeq and is a predicted model, not a curated record.